This is a messenger RNA of Symbiodinium sp. CCMP2456, 4308 nucleotides long. The record is from the annotation of a GenBank genome assembly. NCBI's taxonomy places the organism in Eukaryota, Dinophyceae, Suessiales, Symbiodiniaceae.
AUGGCCUUUCUUCGUGCAUCGCUAAUUGCGUUCCUGCUUGCCGUCGCCAGUGCAGAGGGAACCAACGGGACAGCCACAGAGAGCUCCAAGACAGAGCUGCCCGCGAACGCAACGAAAGCAAAAGCGGUCGACCCUGUCCCGCCAAUUGCAGACAAGAGCGAGGCUUCUACAGCUGGACUGAAGGUCAAGCGCGGAGGCCAAGCGCAGGGCCCCGAUGUUGUCCGGAUCUUGCACAUCAGCGACACGCAUAGCCUCCAUCGAAGCACAGGCAACUUGCCGGAUGCCGACAUUCUGAUUCAUUCGGGGGAUGUGGCCAAGGUCGGUUCAGAGAGUGAGUUGGGCGAUUUCAACGACUGGCUUGGUAGCCUCAAGGGGAAGUACAAGCACAUCCUCGUCAUUUCUGGAAACCACGAUUUCUGGGACACCAAUUGGAGGUUGAACCGCGGACAUAUCUCCAACGAGGUCGCCCAGGAUCCGGCCUAUUUCCAGCACAGGAUCACGAAUGCACGAGUCCUUAAUCACGAUCUCGCCGAGGUCAUGGGCCUGAAGAUCUGGGGCGCCGGCUGGCAUCCUCGGAGAGGAGAUUCCCGGUCCGGAAACAACUAUGCAGACAUCCCCGAAGGUGUUGACAUCGUCGUUACCCACGAGGCACCGUUUGGAAUCUUCGACAUGACUGGGGGCGGCCACUGGGGCUCCAGCACGGCGCUGCUCGACGCCAUCUACCGCACCAAGCCCAAAGUGCACCUCUUCGGACACAUCCAUGAGCAGCGAGGCCAUUGGAGCAAGGCGGGAAGCCAGUACCAAGGCGGCGUGGAGUACAGGCCCAGUCCGUAUUCUGGACAGGUCUUCCGCCCCAAUGGCCCUCCUCCGCAACACUACCCCGUGGAGGUGGAGUCGAACAACGCCAUGGCCAAUCAGCCAUCCGUGGAUCACAGCUGGACCGGCGUUUGGGCACCUCAGCACAUCGUGGGCCGUCCUCGGGCCAUCAUCGCCAGAAGGCAGCCCGAUGGACUGCCACAGUGGGAUGCAACCUUGAAGCCACUAUGGGCAUUCACGAAUCAGAAGGUGUCCGCUCCGGAUGAAGUGGUGCUCCGCAUCCCUCUUCCGAACAAUGUGGUAGGCGGUGACCAGAUGGUCAUGGAGAAGAAUGACAUCGGCAAGUGGGGUAUAAAGCAUGUCAUUCGUGGAGAGUGCGACGCCUCUCAAGUGAUGCAGUCCCUAGAGUGCCUGCAGAAGACGCCGCAAGACGUCGCACAGGAUUUGUGCCAACCACAUGUCUGCAGGGUCGCGCUGAAGACCAGCAAGGGCCUCCUCAAGAUGAGGGUGGUACCUGGCUGGGCUCCCUUGGGUGCCCAGCGCUUCUUGCAGCUGGUAACGGACAAGUACUACACAGAUCUCGCCGUCUAUCGCGCAGUGUCGAGUUUUUUGGUUCAGUUUGGCGUCACGGGCGACAUGGAAAGGAGCUCCAAGUACCAGGCCCUGGAAGACGACGAGCUGAGGGGAGUGCCCAUCCUGGAGGGCAUGGUGUCCUUCGCAGCGGCCGCACCGGACUCCCGCGUAGCAACCGUCUGCAUCUUCCUGGACGAUUUCCCACAGCUGGGAAAGAAUCGCUGGGAAACGCCCUUUGGCAGAGUUGACGAGGAGUCCUUGCCAGUGCUACACAAGCUCUUCACAGGGUAUGGCGACAUGCCCCAGUGUGGCGGCACCGGCCCUGACCCAGUGCAAAUUUUGGAGCAGGGGAACGACUACAUCCGGCAGAACUUCCCACAGUGCGACUUUGUGGGCCUUCCGUCGAGUCUGCGGAGUGGCUGCAGUGAGGCAGAAGCCAAGGCGAAGCUGCCCAACCCACAUGGCCAUGUGACACAGGCGAGCGACACCAGCCCGACCUCGAAGCCGCAAAAGCCAACGUCUUACGACCAGAUCCUUCAAGGUCUCAAGGUGAACGAGAAUGGCGACCAUGAGCAAGAGCACUGGGAGUCGCUCCUGGAGCUCUGCGAAGGUUACCGAGAGUUGCACGCCGCAGAGCCGCCUUUAGAACGCCGAGCGCUGUCCUGGGCCAGGUGUAUCGCCUUCGCACAGGUGGCAUUGGGCGCAAGAGGCUGCCUUCACCGCCGAACCGGCGGGCCGCGUGUCAUCUGGGUGCUAGCGGCCACAGAUGAGGUGGAAGGUGCUCUUGCCGAGCAGGGAUACUUCAAAGAUGCGGCGUGGCUCGACCGAGAUCCGACUCAGGUGAUCAUCCUGGGGAAUGGCAUGAGACAGCUGAAGCCAACUUUGAGGUCUGGCGAGGGGCAAACGAGCACGGUCCGCAUCUCGAACCACCAGCAUGCGAAGGACCUCCCUGCACCCCACCUCGCGAUUCUGUUCAUGCCCGACCGCGAGAAUUUGGCCUUCGAGCCGGGUGGGAACGACAGUUCGGAGCUGCCUUCGAGAGACAUACCCCGCGAGGUCCGAUCCAUGUUGGUGGGGGUUCCUGUGGUCGUCUCUACCUGCUUCAAGCUUUCGACAAGAGUCAGCCAGCGCUUGAGCAGUCUGGGUCGGUUGCUGCUUCUCCAAGAGACACGGUGUCCUUUCUCCGCCAGUGCCGGCGAUCCCGAGAGCCAGUUCUCUGACAACUCCUGGAUCACAGCCGUCGAGGGCCCUGAUGCUUUGGACUUCUUCAUGAACUUGGACUUGAGCAUGGAAAGACCUCCCUUUCUCGAGGAAGAUCACCGUAUCCCGGCCGUGUUUUGGGGCAUCCUGGACUUGAAGUACGAUGGCUCGAAGCCCAUCCUCGAACGCGUGCGCGUGCUGGAGACGGGCGACGGCCGGAUCUCCAAGUUUAGCGGGGACGGCGCUGCACUCCAAGACUGCAUGCGCAAUAGGUACACCUCCAAGGAGAGCGGCGUGCUCCGCAAGUUUCACGUGAUCUCGGCCGACAAGAAGCUGACGCAUGACCUCAUGGAGCUCGCUGGCUAUGGCCACAUCGUCCCAGGUCAGUGCUGCUACCCGCGCCACUACCACAUGCAGCUAGCAGAUCAGAUCACGGAAGACUUGCAACUCGAGGAUGGAGACAAGGUGGUUCUGAAACUCUGCAAUCGGAGUCGAGCAGCGGGUGUUAUCGUCGCACCAGUCGACGAACUGGACGAAGUGCUGGAAGAGAUCUUGAUUCCCCCAGAGAAGAUGGACGGAUGGCUCCAUGAAAAAUCUCGUCCGCUGCAAGAGGGGAAGAGGUCUCCCGGCGAUUUCGACCUCGCAUGGGGCAGCUUCGAGGAGCAGAAGAGGCACUGGUGGGCGAACGAAAGCCCUUGUUUCGUGGCCGAGCGCUGGUGCACCUCCACGCCCGUCCAGAAGCAAGGCAAACUCUUUGAUGGCACGAUGCGCGUUGGCUUCGUGAUACUCUACAGAAGAGAUCUGCAGCGCUCCCGGGAGCAAAACGGAGCCCAAGAUGCAGGCGCAGGUCCUGGGGACAUCCCGCAGCCAGAAGAGCUGGCAGUGCAUUGGCUGGGUGGCUACUGGAAGCUCCCGAAGAGGGACAUGUGUUCUUCUGACUUGCGCGAGCGCGUCGUCAGUGCAGCAAGGACCUCUGGCACUGCACCAGUCCGAUCGUCGGUUCUGGCUGAAGUGUACUCCGCCCUUGGCGACUCGGUCCAGCAACUUUUCGGCGGAGUCGAGCCGACAUCCAAAAUGCUGUCAGACCAGUACGAUGGGAACCCGGAGCUCGCUGCAUACUUAACUGCACGCUUGGCCGUAAGCAACCGUGAUCAUGCUCGGAUGAAGAAGAUGCUCUACGAUGCCCAAGUCCUUGCAAGCAAAAGCAUGCAGGAGCGUGGUAAGCACUUCGUCGAGUCUUUUCUCGCACGCUGCCAUGGGGUCCUCGAGGCACGCAGCGCCAACAAGGAUCGCUGGGAAGGUGCCAAGAGACACUUCGUGAAGUCCCUGAAGCAUUCCCCUUCCAAUGCGAAUGCUCUGUAUCUUCUGGGAAUGUGCGCGCUGGAGCUGGGCAAGCCGCAAGAAGCGGUGAGCCUCAUGACCAAGAGCCUGCUGCUGGAUCCAGACUUCCGUGCCCCCUAUGUCUGCUUGGGGGUUGCCUUUCUGCGGCUGAAGCAUUUCGAGGAGGCAAUUUCCAUCUCGGAGGCCUGCCUGGACAGGCACCCUUCUUCCCCACAGUGCGUGUACCACAUCGGCGUGGCCUGCUGCCAACUGUCCUUGCUCAUCACGGCGAAAGAAGCUGCAGGCAUUCCACUGGACUACCAAGAGCGGCAACUCCUGGACGACCUACGCAAGCGAGCUUUGGCAAGCCUGACGGAGGCACGCAGCCUGCAUGGUUGA